UCUCAAACUGAUAUAUAAUCAAAAAGCAAAUCUGAUUGUAGCGAUCAUUAAGUCAACUUCUGUUUCCACCAUUUGAAUUUGACAAAGAUGAAAACUGAAAAGUCACUUUCUUGCUACUUACGGUAGGUUUAGCGAACCAAUUACGUGUCAGCCAAAUAAGAACAAAUGAGCCGUACAUAAAAAGGCCCAAAAUUAAUAUUAAUAGAUCCAUAAAUAAUCAAUCAUACGAGCAAAUUAGUUUCGCGCUCUCCUUCUCUGUUUCUCAGACUCUCUCUCUCUCUCUAUUUCUCCAAGAACGCCACGAGUCCUGCUUCUUGCUCGGUGAAAGUUUCAGAAAAUGGAUGAUCUUCCCGGUUACUAUUGUGUCAUCGUCCAGGACUGCAUUGAAAAGAACAUGACCAAGGACGAAACUAUGAGAUUCGUAGAGAAUGAGUAUGUAAUCCCAAUUCAAGAUACCAACAGAGUUUGGGAUCAUCUUGAAAGGACGAAUCCAGAUUUAUUCAUAGCAUACAAUGCAAGGAUGCGUGAGCGCAAUGCAAGAGUACCUCAGCGCGUUGCGAAACCUUCUUCACCACCAGAGGUAACUUCCGCAAGGAGACGUAAAGUGCGUGGGACUAAGAAAGAAUACCGUCUAUCUCCUCCUCCUUAUUGUCGCCCUUUGUUGCCUGAUUUAAAUGUUCCUGUUGCAUCACCACAAGAAGCUGCUGCUUAUGCUAAUGCUGUUUUUCCUCCAACUCAAGCGAGACCUUCCAGAGCUGCUAAUGCUAAUGCUUAUCCCAACGACUUUUGGCAGCGGGUUAUGAAUACCUUGGGACAGAUUCAGAGUAAUACACAGCAUCUGGAUACUUUAAGUCACAUUCAGAGUAAUACAGAGCAGGUGGUCAAACUACUGACCGGUGGUGGACAUGGAUUUGGACCACAUCCUUCUGCUGCCGGAUCCUUAAAGAGACAGCGAGCUGAGGAGGCAAAAGAGAGAGGUAAAAACGAAGAAGCAGAGAAGCAGCAGCAGAAAGAGGAAGGUAACGGUGAAGAACUGCAGGAGAAAGAGGAAGGUAACGAUGAGGAACUGCAGAAGAAUGAGGGAUGUGACAAUGUAUAAGCAGAGAAGCUGCAAGAUCAGAAUCUACAAAUGCCACAAUAAUCGCAUGGACGGUUCUUACUUAUUACAUUAGCAUAGUUUUCUAUUACCAGAGGACACAUACAUGUUGGUAUGAUUGCUUAUGUUCUCAUUGUCAUUCUAGACGCACUUUAAAAAACAUUGGGGAGCAAAAUUUUUCAGUUUACUUGUUGGGCUC
Brassica napus (rape) is the source of this 1295-nucleotide messenger RNA. RefSeq lists its product as uncharacterized. The transcript has 6 exons. NCBI's taxonomy places the organism in Eukaryota, Viridiplantae, Streptophyta, Magnoliopsida, Brassicales, Brassicaceae. The coding region runs from base 338 to 1099 and encodes 253 amino acids. The record is from RefSeq and is a predicted model, not a curated record.